UCAUGGCGGACCAAAACAAGAAAGCCACUCCACAGAAGUUGUACUGUGAAAUGUUAAGUCCAUCUGAGCUGUUUGCAGCUCGGGCCCGGAGUCACAAGAUCCCAGUCAAAGGACAGAAAGAUUUCUUCCCCAAUGACUCAGAUGAGCAAAGAGAGCGGCUUGAGCAGAGUUUAAAUGAACACUGGAGCCUAAUAUCAGAGGAGAGAGUGGAAAGGCUAGGAAGCCUCGUGAAGGCCUCAUGGAUUCCAAGUGAGCAGAUUGUGGAGCUUCAGUCUCCAGCUGGCAAGUUUUGGCAGACGAUGGGCUUUUCUGACAACGGCAAGCAGUGUCUCCUCCCUGAAGAGGCUCUCUACCUGAUGGAGUGUGGAAACCUCCAGGUGUUUUACCAGGACCUACCGCUGUCCAUCCAGGAUGGAUAUGAGAGGUUUCUGUCCUCCAACACAGUGAGCCUCCAACAAUAUCAGGUGUUUGGGCAUUUGAAGAGGCUUGGCUAUGUUGUGCACAGAUUCGAUCCCAGUUCAGAGUCGGCAUCCUAUGCGAGACAGCUCAACUUGCCUCAGUCACAUGACAGAGCGGGGAGACACCUGAAGAGGAAACGCAGUACCAGCCCCACCCCCACCCCCACCCCCACCCCGACAUCCAGCCAUGAAGGUGAGGAGGCGAAAAAGCUUCUUGAGCUGCACCUGACAGCUUCUCCAGGGGCUGCAGAGGCCCACACCGACGCCACAAGUUCACCCGAUCAAAGCGGGGUCAGGACCUGGUGGAUGACGGAUGUUGGCAGGAACCCAGGCCAUCAGACCGAUCACCACGCUGCCUCAGGUUCCACGCGCUGGGACUUCAGCUCCAUCCUUUUCCCUGACCUGGGCUCCAGUGAGCGCCUCUCCAGUUGCCUGGCCUCCCCAGACUCCUCUCUGCUGCCGGGGACUUUAGCCGUGGGAGACUGCGACAUUUCCCCCUGGAGGCGGAGAGUAAACCAACGAGAGGUAAAGAUGUCGUCGAAGGAGAGGGAAGAGGACAAGCAUCGGCGUCAGUGGGAUGUCAAUAGAGACAGAGAGGUUCGGCAGUGCAGAAACUGGGCAGAGUAUCGGGAUCUCUUGGCAAGGCGAGAGGGGAAACGUAAAGGUCAACCAGCACACUUAUGGAACAGGGAAGUCACUCCUUUACAUGACCCAACACAACCAAUCUCCACUGGGGAGCUGCUGGAGAAAAUCAGCGUGAUCAAAUCCACUCACUUGCUUGAGGGAGCCUCCAGAUUAAAAGGUUCAGAUGAGUGGAGGAUUUGUUUCAAUGUUUACCAGCCUGAUAUGGUGGCUGAUUUCAAGAAGAGCAACCCGGGGAAACCUUACUCCCGCAUGUGUGUUUGCAGUUUCGACGGUCCCGUGCCCGACCUGCAUGCUAUCAAGCUGCUGGCCUUCCAGAGUGGAGACGUCCCGGUGGUCUUUGCCGUGGUGGAUUACGGAGACAUCUCCUUUUAUACCUUCAAAGACUUCCAGCUGCCCACUGAUGCGUUUCCCUGAGACCUCACUGCUCCCAUAAAACCAUCGCUGUAUCCAGACCAUCUAUGAAUAAAUCUGCAUCUGUU
Molecule: messenger RNA, 1582 nt
Organism: Scomber japonicus (chub mackerel)
Lineage: Eukaryota; Metazoa; Chordata; Actinopteri; Scombriformes; Scombridae
Gene: tsen54
Product: TSEN54 tRNA splicing endonuclease subunit
Exons: 12
Coding region: 3-1517 (504 amino acids)
Biological process (GO): tRNA-type intron splice site recognition and cleavage
Cellular component (GO): tRNA-intron endonuclease complex
Source: RefSeq, a predicted model, not a curated record